AUACAGUCGGUGGCGCUUAUUAUUACGAACGAAAUUGCAUGUUCUCUUUUACUUAUUGGACGAAACUACGAAAGGACGUAUUCGAUAUCCAAAUCGGGACAAAUAUACCAGUUAUUACCUCUACAUUUGUGUUAUUUUGAGUUUUCAUCAUUUUCGAUUGAUGUGAAUCCUGAUCAAAUUAUUCCUCUUUUCGUAUUUCAAAGUUUCAAAUUCAUCUUUUUCUUAAUAUUCUUAUAGAUUACAACUGCCGAUUACAAUUUAGCAUUAAAUGUAACAUUAUCUCAUACCAAUUGCAUAUGUAUUAAUAAAAAACUAUCCACAACAUCGUCACUUUUUUAAAGUACCACGACGAUUUCAUUGGCCCUAUAAGGGAAGUAAGUUGUACAUUUCCACUAAUAACAAUGCCUAAGAAGAAAAUAAUUCAUCAUGAUGAACCUGUAUCCUCGAGGCCUCAUAGAAAUAUGAAAGCCAAAGUAGUAUUUGAUCCAUCUGAUAAUCACAUACCAAAGAAGAGGGCUAAAUAUUCUUAUAAAAAUGAAAAGCCCAUAGAAACUAGUACUGUAAAAAAAACUACUAAUGAUAGAACUCGUGAUAGAAGAAGAAAACGACAUACCACCAAGGCAAAAAAAAGUCUCUCGGUAAAUCCGGUAACCGAGUCACUAGAUGGUUCAUCAACUGAAAUCAAUACUAUCUCCUCAAUAGUUUCACCACCAAAUUCUCCAGUGAAAAGUGUUACUCCUGAUGUAACUCCGGAAAAAUCAAAAAAUUGUUUUAUUUGUUCAACAAUUACUGGAAAGACAGAAUUAAUUGAUUGCCCAAUCUGUUUUGUUAGAGCUCAUAGACACUGUUUAAUUGUUGAUGAGCCCGUGUGGAAAUUCAAAUUAGAUUUAUGUCCUUGGUUCUGUAAACAAUGCAGAAAAAAGAAUUGUAGCAAAUGUCUCAAAGAUGAUUCCCGAUCGGAGAUAGAGCGUCGCUGCAUAACUUGUGAAGUUGGUUUACAUUCCAUUUGUUAUGAAUCAUAUGAUAUUAAGCCAUUACAUAAAUUAGAAACUGAUAUGUAUGUAUGUAUUCCUUGCAUGACUUUGGCUACUCAAAUAAACCCGGAAGAACAAGAAGAAGUAGUUGAAACAGUAGCAGCUAAUAUUGAAGAUGAUGUUGAGUCACUCGCCUCGAGUAUUGUGUCUGUAUCAUCUGAAGACUAUGACACUGAUUCAAAAAGUAAUGGAUCUUAUAGUGGUUCGUCUGACUAUGAAAGAUAUGAUGCUAAUCAAAAUAAUAGUAUCCCAAAUUCAUUAAAAUGGACAAAAGAUCAGGUGUUCGAAUAUCUUGCAGACCUUAUACCCCAAGAAAUUAUUGAUCAAAUAUCUAAAUAUGAUUUCGAUGGACGUGCUAUACAAUUACUUAAUCGGAAUGAUAUAUUGAAUAUGGAUUUGAAACUUGGACAUGCCUUGAAAUUAUACAAACAAAUACGAAUUUUACAAACGCAAAGUACAUUCAGUCGUAUAUUUUGGGAAUAAUUAUUAUUACACCUAACAUCCACAUAUCAUUGAGUGAUAUAAAAUUGUGUUCGUAUUUCAU
Molecule: messenger RNA, 1578 nt
Organism: Myzus persicae (green peach aphid)
Lineage: Eukaryota; Metazoa; Arthropoda; Insecta; Hemiptera; Aphididae
Exons: 7
Coding region: 402-1517 (371 amino acids)
Molecular function (GO): protein binding
Source: RefSeq, a predicted model, not a curated record